This is a messenger RNA of Dreissena polymorpha, 4043 nucleotides long. RefSeq names its product b(0,+)-type amino acid transporter 1-like. Gene Ontology annotation, molecular function: L-amino acid transmembrane transporter activity. Gene Ontology annotation, cellular component: membrane. NCBI's taxonomy places the organism in Eukaryota, Metazoa, Mollusca, Bivalvia, Myida, Dreissenidae. The transcript has 14 exons. The coding region runs from base 152 to 1678 and encodes 508 amino acids. Gene Ontology annotation, biological process: amino acid transmembrane transport. The record is from RefSeq and is a predicted model, not a curated record.
AGAAAGCUGGCGCACUUUUGUCGAUAAAUGACGUGAGAGAGUGGUAUUCACACGCUUGUGUACAAAGUUAAAAGGGUUAACGUGGAAUACUAUAUACCAGUGGGACGUAGUUGUAAUUUUACUCAGCUUAUGCUUUCAAUUGAAACCGUGGAUGUCCCCUAACCCCGUGACUGGAUACACUGCCUCAAUGCCCGACAACAAGGCGCCCUCUGCUGUAUCGGAGGAGCCCCCAGAAGCAGCGGAAGAGUCUUUGGUAAAAAAUGGCGACAGCGGUGGACUCAAGAAAUCCGUUGGGCUCGUUUCCGGUACCGCCAUGAUCGUGGGCACAAUGAUAGGUUCCGGUAUCUUCAUCUCACCCAAGGGCGUUUUGGAGGGCACGGGGUCAGUAGGGUUCAGUCUCAUUAUCUGGACAGCGUGCGGCGUCCUCUCAACUCUAGGUGCGUUGUCGUACGCUGAGCUGGGGACCAGUAUACCUCGCUCUGGCGGCGAGCAUGCGUACUUGAUGUACGCGUUCGGUUCUGGUACUCGGCGCAUUGGAACCGUCCUGGCCUUCAUAUACGACUGGAUGGGUAUCUUCAUCCUGCGACCGAUCAUGUUCAGUGUGAUGUGCCUCUCUCUGGGGACCUACACGGUGAAACCGUUCUUCCCGACAUGCGUCGAGCCGCCGGAAAUGCCCGUCAAGCUGGUCACCGUGCUUGCCAUGUUGCUGUUGGCCGCAAUUAACAUCUACAGCGUGAAGAUGGCUACCUCCCUUCAGAACAUCACCACCGUCACGAAACUGAUCGCCAUCAUGAUCGUCACCAUCGGGGGCAUCUAUAAAAUAGCCUCAGGUCAGACGCAGUAUAUCGGCGAAGGUUUUGAGGACACAAGAGAGGACCCGUCCCUCAUUGCCAUCGCGUUCUAUAAUGGUUUGUGGGCCUACGACGGCUGGAAUAACCUUAAUUUUAUAACAGAGGAGCUUAAACAACCCGAAAAGAACCUUCCAAGGGCCAUAAUGCUUGGCAUCCCGCUGACGACAGUUGCGUACGUACUCGCGAACGUGGGGUUUAUGGCCGUCAUGUCCAAGGAGGAAAUCCUCAUUUCCCGCAUUGUGGCAGUGCGCUGGGCGGGCCACAUGUUGGGUGUUAUGGCUUGGGUCAUGCCCGUCUUUGUCGUGCUGUCCUGCCUCGGCUCAGCCAACGGCACAAUAUUCGCUACGGGCAGACUGUGUUACGCCUCCGCUCGCGACGGCCAUUUCCCAAGUAUUCUCUCCUACAUUCAGGUCAAACGCCGCACCCCCAUGCCGUCCAUAUUAUUUACACUAAUCAUUUCCAUUCUGACCAUAAUACCGUCCGACCUGAGCACGCUGAUCGACUUCUACAGUUUCUGUAUGUGGCUCAGCUACGGCGCCACCAUGGUAGCGCUUCUGUACCUGCGAUACAAAGAACCAAACCUGCACCGCCCAUACAAGGUUCCGAUAUUUAUACCCGUGAUCGUGCUCAUCAUGUCGGUGUACCUAGUAGUGUCGCCAAUCAUCCAGACCGGAAGGGUGACCUUCUUCUACGCCAUACUCUUCAUCAUUUCCGGCCUCUUCGUCUACUUCCCGUUCGUCUACUACAAGUUGAAGGUCCCGAAGACCGACGCUGUCUACCGAUUUUUCCAAAUCAUGUUUCAAGUGGCCCCUCCCCACCACGAUUGAAUUCGUCUGCCUUUGGAACCCACAGAUCAUGCGUCAAGCUAGCUUUUGGUGAACCGAAAAAUGUAAUAUUAACAUGUAUUUAUAGUAACGCAUGUGUUACUAUUAAUAGUAACAGUUUUGACACUUCAUGUUUUUAUAGCAACGCGCAUUAUUACACAAGCUAUCACGACCAGAUUACCACGAAAAAUCGUAAUGUGCGUUUCGAUUACACUGAAAUAAUUUUAUGGAAGAAAAAUAACUUCUUAAUCUAAGAUAAUAACAACCAAACUUCAUCUAUGUUGUCUGCAGGGAAUUAAUUUUCAUGUGUGGGGUUGAAUUCUACGACAGAAGGCUUGCAAUUACCACGAGCGUACAUCUACAGAAUGGUCUACAUGAAUGCAUUCAAUUGUAACAUUAAUUAUUAAAAAUUAAUUGAAAAUAAUGAAUGUAUGCGCGUUCAUAUCUUGACAAACAACACGUAUAUUGACAUUUGUAUACCUAUUUGUGUUCUGUAUUUUUGAAUGGCACACACAUACCUUACAAGCAUUUUCGAAAACACACUGUUUAUAUUCCGAUGUAAAUACAUUAAUAAAAAAGGAUAGCGUAUUUGAGUGCCCAAGGGUUCCAAUGAUGCUUUACAGCUCAGAUAUUGUCAAAUGCUAUCAUUUGUCACGUGUUUGUGCUAUCAUUUGUCAUGUGUUUUUGCAUCAAAUGACACGUUUACAUGCACAUGUUGUUAAAUGAAAGCUAUGGUUGAAGGAACGUUUAUAUUGCAUGCGCGUGUAUUUGAGAAUCAUGUUCAUGUCAAUAUUUUUGGAGACAUACCAUUAACUUAAAUCAAACUAUGCAUGUCUCUUGUUCCCUGGCUAUGCAAGAAAUAAUUAAAAAAUUCAAAUGGGGAUACACAUACCUGGGCCAUUUUAAAUUCGUUUUUCUCCGUGUUUGUGACAUUUUUAGCAUUAUUCAUUUUGCUGUACUUUGAAAGUUGCUUCUUUAAAUGUUGAUAAUUGUUCUACAUGUUAAUUGAUAUACAUUGUGUAAAUGUAUGUGUUGCACUAUAUUUGCAUGUCAUAAUCAAGGUUGAGUUAAUAGUGCGAUUUUGUUUUUGUGACACUGGUCAAUUUUGUGCCUUUUAUGUGGCAAUGGCUAAUCAUGUGUUCCGAAUGUCGAAAUGCAAUAUUAUGUGUUCUGUAUGUGGCACUGGCCUAUUGUAUGUUGCCAUGGCCCAUCCUGUGUUUUGCUGAUGCCCUUUGCUUAUUAUGUGCUGUUGUUGCGGUCACAAAUGUACAAUUUGCAAUUAUAUGGAUAAUAAUACCAUUGCAUUGCUUUAUGUGCAGCCUUAUGUUAUAUACGAGUCAUUCUGUGUUGCGAGAUGAUUCAUGUAAGUGUGUUUUCUUUUAAAACAUCAGGGUAGAUAUGCGCAAGAUCUUAAAGUUUGGCAUUAUUUAUAUACAUGUAUUUGAACUCAUUUAUUUACCCCCAUCGAAUCGAAAAUAACUUCAUUGAGUACAUCGGCAACAAACUAUUACUUACAAGUUUAUUUUUUUUAGAAAAUGUAUUUAUCAAGAAUACAGACUUCAUGUUUUACUUAACAAACUUUUGCAUUGAACUUCAUUGUAUUUCUGAUUAAUUUUUUUUUCUGAAACGGAUUUUCAAAUGUUUUAGUUUAAGCAUUGUAUUGCACUAAAUUGGAUUUCUCUUUUUCUUUAUAUGUUUGGAAUGCAUUCUAUUGUAUUUCUCAAAUUGUUUAUUUCAUUGUUUACUUGUUGGAAGAUAUAUGCUUUCUCUAAUUACUGUAUAUGUUUUCUCUUAUUACUGUAUAUGUUUUCUCUAAUUACUGUAUAUUACUGUUUUUUUUCAUGUUUUGCUUCAAAUUAUCAUGCACUUAAUGCUUCUCACAAAGGUGCUUAUUUAUGUAUCACUUCAUAACAUGGUAUUGUACGUGUUUUUAUUUCUCUACACUGUACAACAAACUCGGUUUUUGCUUUACUGCAUUGUCGAUUAGUUAUUAAAUGUUUAUUUGACGUCAAUAAACACGUUUUAUACAUGUUUUAACAGAGAGAUAUAUCGCACAUAUUUUUUUAUAUUGCAGAACUUCUAUUCAAAAUAAAAAUACGUGUAUUUUAAUUUGCGGGUGAUCUUGUUGUUAGAUUUUAAUGGGGAUAUUGCUUAGUCAAAUUUAUUAUAUAUAUAACAAGCAUACAUUUAAACUGUGUUCAUUUCUUUCUAUAUAUUUGUGAUGGUGUUAUGGAUUUUAUUUUAACUUUACAUUGUAAAAUACCAUUCAAGUUGAAAAAAAAAUUUAGAAAGGAAAAUAAUUAAGUUCAAAUAUAUAAUACUUUCGUACAUAACGAGAUGAACAAUGUCAUUAAAAAUAUAAAACAUC